Molecule: messenger RNA, 1668 nt
Organism: Jatropha curcas
Lineage: Eukaryota; Viridiplantae; Streptophyta; Magnoliopsida; Malpighiales; Euphorbiaceae
Source: RefSeq, a predicted model, not a curated record
UCAGAAGGCACAACCUUUAAAAUGCAAGUUGCUUCCAUUAGAACUCUGCAGUUCAAAGAUGUGGAUCGUGUUGUUUUGAUUCAUUACACAUGGACUGACGACUAUUAAAACUGCUUUAAAUUACUUGUGGAAGCUGUCUUUUUCUCCUUAUAUGGGGAAAUACACUUUUGAUUAUCUUCUUCCUCAACUUGUGAAUUUUGCGGUCCAGACACUAAUGACUAUUGCUAAUGGAAGUAGGGCUCCUCCAUCAAGGCUUGAGGGAAAAUAUAAAGCAAUGUUUGUUUGUUGGAUUCUGGGACUUGGGUCACUUGUUUCGUGGAACAGUCUGCUAACAAUUGGAGAUUACUACUACAAAUUGUUCCCUGAGGGUAAGUACCAUCCUUCAAGGGUACUUACCCUUGUUUAUCAACCAUUUGCACUAGGGACAAUAGCAAUACUAGCAUACAAUGAGUCAAAGAUAAACACCAGAAAGAGAAACAUGGCUGGCUAUAUACUCUUCACUGCAAGUACUUUGAUGCUGUUGGUUGUGGACUUGGCUACAUCAGGGAAAGGAGGAAUUGGACCUUUCCUUGGUAUAUGUGCUCUAGUUGCUCUUUUUGGAAUUUCUGAUGCCCAUGUUCAAGGUGGAAUGGUUGGAGACUUGUCUCUCAUGUGCCCUGAAUUCAUCCAAUCCUUUCUUGCUGGGUUGGCUGCAUCAGGAGCAUUAACCUCUGCUUUGAGGCUAAUAACAAAAGCAGCAUUUGAAAAGGCUAGUAAUGGGCUUCGAAAGGGAGUUAUGUUAUUUUUAGCAAUCUCCACUUUGCUGGAAUUUCUCUGUGUUCUCUUAUAUGCAUUUUACUUCCCUAAACUGCCAAUAGUGAAGUAUUACCGUGCCAAAGCAGCAGCAGAAGGAUCAAAAACUGUUUCAGCUGAUCUUGCAGCCGCUGGAAUCCAAACAUCAGCAACCCAAGAAGGUGAAAAUGAUCCCAAAGAGCUGGAACGAUUGAGCAAUAAAGAACUGUUUUUCCAAAACAUUGAUUAUGCAAUUGACCUGUUUCUGAUAUAUGUACUUACAUUAUCAAUAUUCCCCGGAUUCAUAUUUGAAAAUACCGGCCACCACCACAAUCUUGGCACAACAUGGUACCCUCUAGUUCUGAUUGCAAUGUACAACAUUUGGGAUCUCAUAGCAAGAUAUAUUCCUCUAGUAGAAUCCUUAAAAUUGGAGUCUAGAAAGGGCAUAAUGGUUGCAAUUCUUUGGCGUUUUCUACUCAUUCCAGCAUUUUACUUCACUGCAAAAUAUGCUGAUCAAGGAUGGAUGAUAAUACUCACAUCUUUUUUGGGACUGACAAAUGGUUAUCUAACAGUUUGUGUCCUUACAGUGGCACCCAAAGGUUAUAAGGGGCCUGAGCAAAAUGCGUUGGGUAAUUUGCUUGUGGUAUUCUUGGUAGGUGGCAUAUUUGCAGGAGUAGCACUUGGUUGGCUGUGGCUCAUAGGUAGUAAGAAUUCAUUCUGACGAAGAACACAAUGCAGUUCAUAAAUUUGGGAUUUGGGCACCAACGGGAUCAAUUUCCCCUGCAUACCAAGUGUAUUAGAAUAAAAGAUUGUAAAGAUAUUUUGAUCCUAAGGAGCAUUGUCCUUGUCCAGCUCAUUGCCAACAUAAUCCAUAUCACCACCAUUUAUUAUGUUACA